This is a messenger RNA of Tuber melanosporum (Perigord truffle), 1162 nucleotides long. RefSeq lists its product as uncharacterized. The record is from RefSeq and is a predicted model, not a curated record. Bases 1 to 204 code for a protein of 67 amino acids. Lineage: Eukaryota; Fungi; Ascomycota; Pezizomycetes; Pezizales; Tuberaceae. The transcript is spliced from 2 exons.
AUGAAAGAAGUGAGAAAAAGGGAGAGAGAAAAAAAAAACUUUCCACAAGGGACCCAGUUCCUAGUCUCUAGUAAACCCCCCCCCUUAGUCCCACUCCCACGGGCCGGACAGGGCGUGCCACCUGUGCUCACCAUAUCGGAGCUCUCCCUUUUUCUGAUUAUGUUUAUUAUGAACCGGAGGAAUACCGGCACCGUUAUGUGUUGAAUCGCUGGUACGGAACUGCAGCAUUCAGUUGCGUGCAAUCCACUCUUCUCACUCGUAAACGGCUAUCACCGCUCGUAGAGUACGAUAGCCCAAAAUGCUGCUCGAGUACCGGUGCCGUACCUCAGAGCACGAUCCGGUGCCCCAAAGCCCCGUCGUUUCAGAGUCAAGCACUGACUGAGCUUUCCUCCCCAUGCGCCGCAGAAGCGGGAAUAGCAGGCUCCACUUGGCCCCGUGAGCCGGGAAGACCGAGGGCCGUCAGUACCAAAUCGAAUUGAUGACCGAACGCUGGGAAGGGGGGAAAAAGGAAAAAUAAAACAAGAGGGAAUGAAUGGGGAGGGAAGAGGGAAAAGGGAAAGCAGAAGGGGGGCUUGUCGUUGCCGCUGAAGUGAACUUUGGUGUGGGAACUGGGGACGGCAAAUUCUGGGGCAGUGGGAGACCGGGGGUAUGGGCGCCACUAAGAGAACAGCAUUUGUGGAACUCGUGAUGAUAUACCGGUAUAUAUUGCAAGCACUCCACAUGUCGGUCGGUACGGUACGAUAUAUUACGGCAAUGAAGAUUGCUGUAAAUAAACAUGAUAAACGCUCGCGAGGCAAGUGCAGCAAGCAAGCGAGCGGGCGAGAAAAGAGGCAGAAUCAGAUAUCCAAACGAGUGGCAACCAUACCGGUGCACUACACCCUGUUCCCAGAAUUGGAGGGGAAAAAGAGACUGUGAAGAAGGGCGCACAGACACUUCCAAUUGACAGCGGAGAAAAUAAUCUCUUACCCCGAUGGAUAUGCAUAUUUUCGUCCAAGAACGAUAAACGAAGAAAACCAUCUUUGUGAAAUGAAGAAGGAAAAAAAAGGAUAACAGAGAACAAAAAAAAACCAUUUUAUCAACAGUUCUUACCCUAUCCCAUCAAGUUAACUUAUCGUUGAGAUAGUCUAUCCUAAAAUAAUUACCGGGUUUAAGUUUUGUGACC